GGAGCACGGCAGGGAAAGAAGAGCGCCCGGGAUCCUCGGGCUGCGAUGCUGCGUGCCAGUGGCAGCAGAGAGGGAUGCAUGAGCCUUUGUAGGGAGGGCAGCGCCGAGCGGAGCCGCUGCCGAGGAGCUGAGCAGGCCCCUGGUGCUGAUGUUGUCAUCUGUGUCUCUGUUGUGUAUUAUUUCCAGCUGAUUGGUAAAGAUGGAAAGAGGAAGAGGAGGAGGAGGAGGAAGGAACCUGGGAGGCUCUGGCCUGCACAGGAACAUUUAUUCCCAGUCUCAACAGCAGUACCACUACCCGGCCUCCUCCCAGGGGAGCUGCAUGGAGAUCCAGGAGCUGGCCUCCAAGAGGGUGGACAUCCAGAAGAAGCGGUUUUAUCUGGAUGUGAAACAGAGCUCCCGCGGCCGCUUCCUGAAGAUUGCCGAGGUCUGGAUAGGAAGGGGCAGACAGGACAACAUCAGGAAGAGCAAGCUGACCCUCUCCUUGUCCGUGGCUGCCGAGCUGAAGGACUGCCUGGGAGACUUCAUCGAGCACUACGCGCACCUGGGCCUGAAGGGCGGCCACGGCCACCGGCACGAGCACAGCAAUGACAAGGAGCAGCAUCCCCGGAGGCGGCCGCAGCACCCGCCGCCUUCGCCCCCCGUGUCCGUGGGCUCCGAAGAGCCGCCUCACAGCGUCCUCAAAACGGAGUACAUCGAGAGGGACAACAGGAAGUACUACCUGGACCUGAAGGAGAACCAGCGCGGGCGCUUCUUGCGGAUUAGGCAGACCAUGAGCAGGGGACCUGGCAUGAUGGGUUACUUUGGCCACAGCUUGGGACAGGAGCAGACGAUCGUCCUCCCGGCGCAAGGGAUGAUCGAGUUCAGGGAUGCUUUGGUCCAGCUGAUUGAAGAAUACGGCGAAGGGGACAUAGAGGAUCGCCGGGGGGGAGGCGACGAGCCCCCGGAGCUCCCCGAGGGCACCUCCUUCCGAGUGGACAACAAGCGCUUCUACUUCGACGUGGGAUCCAACAGGUACGGCAUCUUCCUGAAGGUUGCUCUUUCAGGUCCCUUUUCAAACCUGGAAGAGAAGUUUUCGCUCCAUCACUCGAACAGCCAGUGGACCGCGAUGAAUCAACGGGAGUUUUGCGGGGUACUGGUUCAUCGUAGCUCUUACGGCUUCGGUCCCAAAUGGUUUUAACAGGUCAAUUAAAAAAACCCAUAAAACCCCACGUUAAAAGUUAAAAGUACUUUUUACAUCCUGUUAGGUGUGAAACCAGAAUUUAGUGAAUGAGUCGUCGAUGCGUACGUUAGCGUAUCGCUGACUGCUGCUGCCCGUCACAGUGCCUGAGGUAAAGAAUUCACUUCUAGUCCAACAAACCGGAGCUAUGAAUGUACGAACUUUUUACGCUCUCCUUCCCCUUUCUGUGUGGCGUUCCUCCCCUGUGAGCUCGGCAUCUCCCAUCCCUGCCCGCCUUUGCCUCGAGGGAUCGUAGAAGCUCCUCGGUUGGAAUUAGCCCGAGUGGCCACGUGUGUUGUAAGUGCUCAUGCCUUCCCUGUGUUCCCGUAGUGUUGGUGAGGAAAUCGGUCAUGAUUGGAAAGGGAUGUUUUCUUCACCGUUUUCAAGGGAAAAAAAGAUGCAAAAUUGCUUUCCUCAUUGCUGCCCAUUUUUUCAAAAACCCCUUUAUCUUUCGUUAAUGAAUUGGCCUUCCAAUGCCAUUAGUUUGUCGUAAAUAUCACCCAGGAAUCCAACAACUGCUGGCUACCGGGCCGGCCUGGGUUCUGGCACGCUGUUAUCCCGUAGGAUCCGCUAAUGCAUUUACUCCCCUGGCACGGGAUGCACCUUAGUAUCCGAACCCGGAUCGGGAUCUUCACGUUCGUUGCCGAUCGCUCGUGGGUAGACCAGCGGCCGUGGGUUUCCAUCGCAGUGGAAAACGGCGGCGUUGGCGGGUGUUGGGUUGGACGGAUAACGGCUUUCCGCGCGGUGGGAAGCAGAUGUCGGGUUGGAGGGUGGUAGGGAUGCACUCGGAGCGUAGCAAUGCAAGACUUGAACGGCGAGAUUCGGAAACGGGUUCCUUUGUAUUUUCAGCAGCGCGUCUUCAGCUUCCCAGAGCAGUGACCACGCGGGCUUCUGGUGCCCAGAAGGGCCCAGCGAGAUGCUCGGGAACACUGAAUCCCUGAUGUGUUUUAAAUGUUCGUUCCUGACGCCCUGAAACUGCCAUGUCCCUUAAACUUGAGAAAACACAAGCUUAUUUGCACUAGAAAGAACGGCCAAAAACAAUCCUUAGGAGGACAGGGUGAAGAGCACCGGUCUGAACCUCUUUUUCUCAUAAGAGAAUUUCCUAUUCAAGCCCUCACCUCUGUUUCAAAAUUGUAUGGUCCCGGCAGAAAGUCUGUCCGUUGAAUUAUUAAAUCCUAAUGCACUUUAUAUUGUGUAAAUAAUACUAGGAGCAGCACAUUUCUGCUCCCGCUCCGGUAAGGGGAUGCUUUGGUAACGUAGUCUAAUGCUGAGAGAAGCCGUCUCCUGCAUGCACGUGUCUGUUAGAGACCUGUUGAUCCUGCUUGGUCCAGCUCCGCUCGUACGUUAGAAGAGGACGGGCGCUGUGUCGAGGGUCCUCUCAUACCACCAAGGGUGGGAUGAUGAUUUGGUUUUUUAAAUUGCAGUCUGCAGAGCUGCUGAGCGUCCUCGCCUCCGCCACCGCAGCGGCUCCUCGCCCCUUCUGCAACCGCGGGCCCCCCGUGUUGCUGUUGAGGCUUAAAACCGAGCUUUAGCUUGACAAAGCCGAGUCCAGCAGCUGCCUCGUACCUGGCUUUCCCUGCUGCUGGUGCAAAAGGAGGGGUGGUCCCUGAAAAGCUUAUCCCGCAUGGAAGGGGCUGCGGGGGCUUCCCCUGCCUUGCGGCCGGGGCGAUGUUGUGUUGGGUCCGGCCCAUGGAGCCGGCUUUCCUGGCAAAGUGCAGAGCUAUGGAAGGGUUGGGGAAGCGUUUUGCACUGGCGUGGAGAGGGCGACCCGCCGGGCGCUGCGGGGGGAACGGCCAGACCCUCCCUGGUGGGCUCCUCGUGUGCAGCCUGGAUGGACGAUGGACUUUACCCAGCGAGAAGCUGCAGCGGUUAUUGGUAUCUACUCGUCGUCGUAAGUGUUUCUUAUCUGUAUCCGAUAUAUACCGAUUCAUAUCCACGUAUAGGCAUUAAUAUAUUUAUGUGAGUAUAUUGUAGCCUGUAGUAGCUCGUAGCGAAAUAAUCUUAUUUAUCUGAAGUGCAGUCUGAGGAGGGGACGUCUGCUCCCACCACCGGUCUGGAUAAACAAGUUAUUCCACCCAGAGCUGGGUGCGAGCCCUUGGCCGCGGCCCUCGUAAGAAUUCCGUAGGUUCCCGGCAAGGCUGCGAGGGAAAGCGUAGUUAAAAGAAGGCAAAGCUCUUCCUUGGAGGCGUCGUUGAGGCGAGGUGAGAGCUGUAAAGAGGCGGCUGCCGGCCACGUCGUGUCUCCAUGCCAUUUUACAACCCCUGGCUCUGCAAGUCUGUACUGCCAUGUUCAUAAAAUCCCGAGCAGAAGUAUUAAAAUCCCAUCCUUUAUACAAAAAAAGACCCCCCCAAGCGAUUACCAAAAUCAAUGUCAGCGCUUUUUUUUUUUUUUUUCCCCCAGCUACAGAUGUCCUAGUCUGAUAAUUGCAUCAUUUUUUUCCCCCUAUGGCCUAUUGAAGUGACCUACACUCCCAGGGAAGGGAGCUGGUGGUGGUUAGGAAGCCUUCUGCUCGUGUGACUUGCAGCCCUGUUUUCCAAUUCUAGUAAUUUUUAUGGUAGAAAGGAGUAUAUUACUGUGUAUUUUUAUUGGGUGGAUUUUGCACCGGGUCAAAAAUUACGUCGUAAGCGUUUUCAGUUCCAUGGCAUUCCCACUUUUGCUGUACAUGCACUAGAUAUAUGGCAUUUGUGAAAGAAUUCCUGAAGAAAAUUAGACCUUGGGUUUCAUUUUCUAUGCUGCUUACUCCGAAAUUAAGUUGCCCUUUAUUUUUAAUGACUUAACGUGUUGUGAUGUCUAAAAUUCACCUUUGCCCUCCUACCCCUCCGUUCCUUUCAAGUGAAGGUUGUGUUUGAAACGAAAAGUUCAUUCAGGAAGGAGCGGAAUUAAAGGCUACACCUACAUAAGCUGUGCCCAAGCGAGGCUGUCGCAUCACAGCCUUUGCCAAAAUGGAUUGUUUUUGCAAAAUGAUCUGGUCUUGCCUAAAAAUGGCCUGAUCCUGUCACGGCCACAGGAAACAAGCCCCGGCUAGGGAACAAGGUGCUUUUGGAUUUGGGGGAUUUGGAAGAAGCUAAAGCCAGGUCUUUUGCUGUUCCGUUUCUCCAAAACCUGCAGAAGCCUUCAUGGGCUGACAUCAAUUUUUCUUCCUAAUAUUUUGUCAGCCUGUGUUCAGUUCCCCACCUGCACCUCAAUAAAGGCAACAGUAUUCUAAAGCAUCAAGGUGAAGUAAAAUAUCAAGAACUCCUGAUAGAUGACAUGGAUUAAAAAUUGGUUUUCCAGAAAUGUCAAAGCAUAAAUUGAGGUUUUAUAAGCCGGAUGUCGUUUUGGCAUUUCUGUGAUGGAUGUAAUUAGAUCGCUCCUUCCCCAUGCGGAGGGAGGCAUCACGCGGAACCCGAACCUGCAGCCUCGGGGCUCUCUCGUGUGCACCAACUUCUGGAGAGGUGCAGGUGCCUGCUGGCUUCUCGUGUGUGGUGGAUGUGGCUGCCUUCCUACUGGCCUAGCCUCGAGGGGCCUGGCUGCCCCCCCUAUAAAACCAUCAUUAACGGCUUGCUAAUUCAUCUUCUUAAUUGCUAGGCUGCACAGAAACGCUUGGAGUGGCACAUGGAAAUUGCUAGCUCUGCACAGAGUCGAAACUUAAAAAGGCCUGUUCUGUCUUUCAGGGGUUUUAGACCCAUCCAACACACCAGUAUUAAACGGGGAGGGAUAGCGGCUCCUGCCUCGGAAGCGUUGGUUGGACACGCAGACAGUCGGACGGAUUUCUUGACCGCAGUGGGGGAAAUCCAUCCUGCAUGCGGGAGUUUGCAUCUGUUCUUCGUCGUGAUCAUUUGCCACGCAGAGAUUAAUUGGAGGCAAAGAUGGCCCUCGGUGGCGGCUGCUGGCAGCCAGAGAAAGCCGAGGCUUCGUGCCCGGCCCCGCUCGGCACCGCGCUGGCACAACAUCUGUGAAUUCGUGUGUGGGCACAAAUGAACGCAGAGGCGAGGGAGAGAGGAAUAUUAGAGAUAUAUAUGCACGGACAUAUCGCAAAUACUCGUUUUCCCCCCGUUUCCAAUAGGUCUUUCCCUUGGAGAUACUAAAACGCUAUCCAUCGUCUACUCUCUUUCCCGUAUCGGAGACGUUCGCCGUGCAAUAGGAGCGAGAUGGGUUUCACAAGCAAUAUCAACAUACUCUACUACUAACCUUAAAUCCUUACACUGCAAAGCGCGUGCAACAGAAUCUGCAUUUCAAAACAGCAGAGAGUAUGUGGGAUAAAAGACACGGGUUAACCCCAGGCUCUUACGAGUAUUCCCAUCUGGUCCUUGUUGGGAGCACAUGUUGUUGGCACAAUGCAGAGGGAGAGGGGGAGUAAGAGCAGAGAUAAGUGCUUCCCACCGAGGCAGAAGAACGAAAAGGCAGGAGGGGGUGGAGGGAAGUGAGGACAGGAUCCGUGCUCCAGGGAAUCACAGAGCAUGAUGAUGGUUUAAUCCAUAGUAGCAGGAAUGGGCGGCACUUUUGGCACCGGAGUCCCACAGAGCUGGGGUGGGAGACGCAGAGCCUGGAUCCUAAUGCUUUACUCAGGGACCAGGGUGGUUCUCUUGGGCUGCUUCUCUUUCCUCUUUGGGUUCAGUAACAUGCUCUGCAAGUGUCUAACAAAUGCACUGGGGCCAAGCUUGUCCGAUGCGUGGAGUUACUGCUUCCACAGCUCGCCCUUUGAGGCUCACGUGGCUUGGCUCUUGGGAGGCCCGUCCAGGAAUGCCUGCAGCAGCUUAGGGGAGCACUCAAGUGUUGGUGGCCUGUAAGGUUUGCUGAUGCCAUCCCAAUUUAUGGAUGCUUGCGUGUGUUUUUCACCACAGCCUUCCUCCGCACGCUACAUCAGCUGCCUCCCGCUCCAGGAACGAGCGAUGGAGUGCUGUGUGUAUCCAUGGGGCAGCUGCUCUUUUCCAUCGCUCAGGAAAAGGCUUGGUGAAGGCUGGAGGGGAUCAGAGGGGGAAAGAAAGUGGCUUUCAAGAAGCAAUCUCGUGCCUGCCUUGGCAAAGGGGUUUGUGUGGUUUCUAACAAGAUCCUGCGGAUGAUCUCCGCUUGUACUGCCUUCGCUUUCCUGGGCCUGCCACUCUGAGGUCUGAGGUGCAGCAGGGGUCGGUGUCAACAGCUGUGGAAAGCUGUGCUUUGAACCAGUGAAGUGCUGGAGUAAUUGCCUGGGAAAGCUGUCAGUGUGUGGAGCAGGGCUUCCUGAUAAUGGAGAUGGGAUCGCUUUGGCUUUAUCCUGCCUGUGCCUGUGUUCUCCACCACUAAAAGGGGGUGGACGAUACCUCCCUACCUCAAAGGCGUGUGAGAGUUCCUGCGAUGAUCUGAUGCUGAUCGAUGCCAAUGAUACCCGAAAGCGAGACAGGGAGAAAUUUGGGAUGAAAUGUAGUGUUUGGAAGGUGUCUUGACUCUAAACUGGAAUUUGCAAGUGCAAGGGUGCCUCUAAUGGUGCAUUUCAGGGCUGGGUACAGAGCAAAAAGCAUCCAUAUUUUUCCCAAGUUGAACAACCUGGAAGAAAUCUGCUCUUUGAAAUCUCUCAUGCUGGAUAUUCCCAGUUUCCCUCCCUAAGCUAUGUCACCCUACUUCCUCUCAGAUUCUUUUCCUGCUGUCCAGUCCACGUGUCCCUUGCUUCCAUCUAAUUCUAUUGCUCUUUGCCUUACAGGCUGUGCUCUCCAGAGGAGUUAUAUAAACAAUUUGGUUUCUUCCCUGCUGCGGCUCUUAGACAUAAUUAAAGGCUGUUGUCAGGUCUCUUCUGCAUCCUUUCCAAAGGAGAUACAAAACCUUCCACCAAGGGUAAUUUUUAGCCCUGGUCGUAUUCUCGUUGCUUUCUGAUUGGUUUGUUCAGUCACAAAUGUAAGGAAAGCACUGAGUGACAAUACAAGCUCCCUGUGCCAGCAUGUUUGGAAAUACAGGUUUUCCCUUAUGUUCCUCAAUCUCCCGGGAUUGUGUGUUGUCAUCACAUGAAGAGUCACAGAAAUAUUGGCAUGAACUUCUCCUCAGUAACAUUUUUAGAGAGUUUUGUGUGGAUCCAGCCAGAGAGGAGCCCCUCCUGUCCCACUCAACAUGAAUACAUGAUGUAGAUUCAUCCCAGCAGCAUCCAGAAGGGCGUUUAGGCAUAUGACCAACGCGUGUCGGGCAGCUAUUUCUUCCCUCCUCUUCCUAGGGAAAAGGCUGGAUGUGCCAAUGCAGCCCUGGUAUUUUUAACAUAAAUGAAUUAUCCCUGCUGUUCCGUGUUAAGGGGUGAGCUGGAGCACGUCAUGUGCUGGCAGCACGAGAGCAAACCUCAGGGCUCGCAGGGAGCCGAGCCUGGCGUUGGCGUCACUCCCACCGCUUCCCUUGGCAACUGGUGUUGAGCAGGAGCCCGUUUGUCUCUGGAAGUUCCCCCUGGACCUGUUGCUGUUUGGCAAAUUGUCAUUUUUGCUUUGGGCCUGGAGGAGGCUGCUGUGCUGCUGCCUGGCUGGGAAGUACCUGAUGUAAAAGGAGUCUCUCUCUCUCCUGGGAAGCUGGCAGGGGGAAUCUAAAGCCGGAGACCUUAGGCUUUGGGAGAGAGGUGACGGAGCAGUGCUCUGGAGGAAAUGCAGCUCAGCGUGCAGUCAACAGAUGUGUUUUCUCUUUGGGUUGUCUUCACGACAGCUGCUUGUUCUUUCCUUCUAGAUGUUUGAACAGUCCUGACAUCUCCAUAGGGCUGCAUAGAACAGGAAUUUGUGAGGGAACUGAGCUGCCUCCAAGGACAGUCUCUCUCCUGAGACUCCAAUGAACAUGGCAAAGUGUUUGAAAAGCGGAGCAUCGUGCUGGUGGCACUUUUUAGAAAGAGUUUUUCCCAGGUAGAUGUCACAACAGGGGUGAGCAGAGGUUACUGACAGCCAAGAACAGAGGGCAAGGGUUUGAUCUAGUUCUUGGCAGUAGGAUUUAUCCUAGAUUUGACAACUCAGUUAGUGUGCAUAUCCCUGUAGCAAGUGAUGAAGUUUUUCAAUUUAAGCAUUUCUAAUAAUCUCUCCCAUCCCGGUAAAAUCAGGGAAAGAGUUUUUUUGGCUGAAAUGUUCACCUGUAAGCUGAGAACAGGCGCCAUGUUUCACAAGGUGAACCAAACUUCAGUGCCUCUUACCUCAGAGCAUAUCCCAUAAGCUGGCAUUUUAUUUCUUUCUCCGUCUGGUUGCAAAACCUCAAGGUCACUAAAGCAGCACAGGCAGAAAGCCCUGUAGGGGUUUAUACGGCUGAGUGCGUAGGGACAUUCUCCUCUCGCUUUGCCGGCAGGGCCGGAUCCUGCUCGUGUUGUUCCUUUUCCCUGUUGGAUCACCAACAGUUCAUGUCUCGUGCAUGACCUGGCUUGAGGGCCCUAAACCUCUUUUUUUCUUAGAAGUUCAGCAUCUUUUUCCUAUGUUUUUUGUUAUGAAUCCCUCUGGAAAUGUUGUGCAAAGCCCGAAUGUGCCUUGGUUCCCUCCCUCACCGUGCGUUUGCUAACUGCUGCAGACGAUGUAGGACAAAAAGAUGUGGAGCUGGUUAUAUUUUCCCCAGACAGUCGUUUUGCUCUGUGUCUGUUUUGGUGUGUCUUGGCCUUAACCAUUCCAGGGAUCCUGUUCCUCAGCUCCCACGCGCUGUUGCAUGGGCGGUGGGGCUCUGGCAGGUGUUACCUCUAGGCUGGGGCAGAUGCUUGGGGUGAAGCUGCAGCAAAGCAGGAGUUUUUUAACCCUGCAGUCAGCCCUUCCCUCAGGGAUGGUUCCCAGGUGGAGUAGGGUUGUGUGGACCAGUUUCCUGGGGCAGAUUUGAUCCUGUGCUAGUGGCAGACUCCGCCGCUUCCUCCGAGCAGCCGGCGCGCACCAUCUCGCUUGUAGGCAAUGUCUGACAGCUUCCCCAGGGAUGAGCUUUGCUGCAUCUGCUGUGAGUGCUGCUCUGAGCUCAGGCUCUUCAUUCCCACCACAGCUCAGUGGCAUGCCUGGAUCCUUUGUUAUGUGUAACCUCAAUUUGGUUUCUUUGAGCAGUGCCAGGAUUUCAUUCUCCCCAGGACAUUUAAAUGGGGUGCAGAGUAAUUAGAGUCGCUUUUCUCUGCGUGUGUAAUUGCAAAUGCUUCCAAAUCAGUUUAGGAAUCGACCCAGGGGUUUGAUGUGGGUGAGUAAAUUCAGGCACGUGGGAUGAGCGUGCCCACAGCAGAGCGGGCAUGAAGAUGUGGAGAUAAGAGCUGUGCCUCUGCCAAGCUCCUGUCUACUCUCUUGCAGUCCUGUACUGACUCCGGUUGCUGCAGUGGGAGCCACCGGGACCAGCGACCACCAGAGCCUGCCCACGAGACCUGGGUCAAAGUGGCGGCAGACACCUGAGCUAGGCAAGGGACCGCCACCCACAGGUAUUGUGUAUCCCAUUAUAACUCAGAGGGAAGAUGUCCACACCUUUAUCCUGGAUAAACCACAGGAGCCCAACUCUUUCAUCCUUCCUUUUCUGCCUCUUGGACUUUCACCUCUCGCCUGCUGCAUUCCCUCUGGAUACAGGCAUGUCUGUCCUGGGAUCAGCGUGUGCCAGCACGCAGUGUGCACGUAAUCCUGCUGCAUCCCGGCCUCCAUCCGUAGCAGCAUUUAUUGCUGGUGUCAGCACAGUCAUCCCUCAGCGCUGCCAGGGGUAACCCUUGGAGCUAGCCACUGAUAAGUUCCUUCUGGCUGUCUUACUGAAAAAAAAAAAGAAAUAAAAAAGAGGAGGAGGGAGGUGCUGUAGUUGCCUGAUGAACAUUUUCAUGGAUGCUGCCAGCUUUUUACUGUGGGUUACCUUGGUGAAGGCAUAUUACAGAGACUUUUCUUUUAAAAAGAGCUUAAAACCGUCUGUUUGGCAGUGCUUUGUGUUUUGUGCUGAUCUGUGUGAAACCCCAAGAAAACCCCCAAUCCAGAGGUGGUGCCCACUUAACUCCUGCCUGUGGCAUCAAGCUGCAGUUUAGCCUGUUGCUUUUGACACCUCUCCCCCGCUCUUAGGAGGCACCUUCUAAAGCUGGGAUAACCUCCCUAAACCUCCUUCCUCAGGCUCUUCACAGAGGGAAGUUUGCCCUCUUCCUCCCCACUGCAGCCCUCGAGCUGUUGCAAUAGCCCUCUCUCCUUGUUCAAAACCACGCCGGCCUCUUCCUCUCAGCGAGGCUGAAGAUGCUGUGCAGAACAAAACAAGCAAGAGGCCACAAUAUGGGGAUUUUUCACUUGCCUCAGCCUAAAAACCAGCCUCCUCCAGGCUCUCAGUCUUCCAAGAGCUUCCCACCUUUCUAGCCAAGCGGUUUGUUUGCUAGAAGAAAAAUUGGUAGCUUUGUGCUAGCAAUAACUGAAGUCCCCUUUCACUAGCGCAGGCAUUUUCUCCUUUGAAUUCUGUUUGAAUGCAGAAACUAUUGUGAAAUGAGAGCGGUAAUAUCGGGAAAGGGGAAAGCAGAGUGUUCCUCUGGAUAGGGUUUGAUACAAUUUGAAGCUGCUUGUGGAAGAUUGGCUGGCAGGUAAACUGAUUUGGGCUAAAAAAGCAGGUGCUGGUAAAGUGUGUUAGUGACUCUUCAGCAGGUGGUCCAAAAUAGCUUUUUUAUGGUCUCUGACCUCUAGGAAAGAUAACCGGAUUUUUGAUCUUAGAUUGAAGGGACAAUUUCUGCUGGAAGAGACCUGUGUUCUUUAGAAACCAUCCCAGGCUGGCAUUUACUGUCAAAAACAUUUCAUGGAAGCGGACAGAAAACAAGUGAAAAAUCACACGUCUGAGUCAACCCCAGGCAAGCCUUGCAGGGCGCUGUCGCUGAGGUAGCCAACCAUCCAGAAUUCAGGAUAGAUCCCCGUUGCCACCCACCCUUCUGGUGGUCCCUGGCCACCAAAAUUCCCCAUGGACACCUGUGGAGGUGUGAUUAGUCAGGAGCUCCUGGUUUGGCAGCAUCCUGGGCUUGAUCAAUGGGCUGUAGAGGUGUCGUGGCCCCAAGGAAAAGCGUUCCACUCCAACAUUCCCGCGUUGUGUCGGAGCUGCGGCGCCGUACCAGGUGGUGGCUGCUGAGGUGGGUAUUGAGUUAGAGGGGUGCGUUUCCAGAGCAGUGCUUGGUCACCAGCUGUUGUCCAGGACGCCGUGGGUUUUUGGUACAGCAGUAAAAAAAAAAACAACAAACCUUUUCUCUUUGAAUUUCAAGUCAGGGGCCUGUUUUCUGCCAAGCUACCCCCCACCGUUUCAAAUGUAUUUUAUUCUCCUUUUCUUUCCACUGGUCCCGUUCCGCUCCGCUCAACAGCUGCCGCAUUUAAUCCCAGAAGCUGCAGUUGGUAGGGAGCAAAGUGAUCUCCAUAUAACCUCUCUCUUACUCAUAAGCGUGCAUUAUGAAGCUUAACCGAUGGUAAUAAAAUGUUUUGCUUUCAACAUGCUGUCCCUGUGGUCCAAUGUUCCCGUCUUCAGGCUCCAUCGUUACGGCGGGGCGAUGGAUCGGAGCUGUUCAGCUGCUCCCCAGGAACGUGCCUGGGAAUGCUGGAUGUAGGCCUCAUGGAUACCCAGCCAGGAGAGAUGGAGAAGGUGGAGCAGAGCCCUUUCCGUGGGUGGUGGCGUCCCCGGGUGGAAGCAGCUCUUGGAGGAAGAUCGUGUCUUGGCAGGCGAGGAAAGAGGCGCUGGGGGUCUUGCUUGGCCGAGACCCAAGUGCAGGUUUUCCCGUCUCCGUAAGAUUGUCUGGCAAUGCAAUCUGGUGUGAGAGCCUCUUCGGGGACCGCGGCGCUACGUAGGGGGAGCGGGAACAGAUUGCAGUCCUGCUGCUUGGUCGGGUUUUCUUCAUCCCUUUCACAACCACUCUGCGGGUUCAUGGCUUUAUUUGGCUUCUUGUGUUUCCUGCCUGCUAAAAAAGGGCAUUUUCAUGCCACCCUGCACGAUGGAUGUUUCCGUCCAGGCGGGAAAAAGGAUGUUUCUCAUCCACAUUUAAGUAACCAUACAAAAUGUGGAAAGUCUGCUUUAGGAAUUUCAUUUUUGUUUACACGCCAUUGAUGCUUUUAUUAAAAGCAUCUUUUCACAUAUAAAUAAUUUAGAGGUCAUAUGAUUUUCCUGCUCUAAACCCAAAGCAGGGAUUUCAAAGCAGGGAUCUCCAAGCAUCAUUUCUGUGUCACGGUGGGUUGCAUCAGCCCUAGAGCUGUAUUUUUGUUGAACAGGACGGGGUUUUUCCAUAGCUGAGGUUUACAGCGUUUGGUUUCAAAGAGGAAUUUCCCAGACAGAGCCCCCCAGAAGGUAUCAGAAUACAUGGCUUUGUCAGGCAACGAUAGCAGCUUUUUUCUGGAGAUUGCCAUUUUGUAAAUAAGCUUCUUCUCGAGCAGCAGCACGGCUACAGCUAGGAAAGAUGGAUGAUUAUUUCUUCCCAGAAUGGGUCUUCCGCUGCAGGAUCUGGUUUUUAUUGCGAUAAUUAGCAUAGAAUUAAAAAUGGCCCCGCAUCUUCAGCUUGCACUGUGCUGCCUCUGGUACCGAGCAGUCUGGGAUGGUGUUUUCCUUGGAAAUAGGCUGUGUCUGGGAAUCACUCGAUUCACCACUGAAAACCAGUGCACGGAUAUCUGCAGCCUCCAAUGCAGCAAAAGCCUCCGCCUCCAAUUACUGCCCCUAAUAAACUUUCCAAAUCAGUUGUUUUUUGGAGACUGGAAAAGUUGCUGAGGAUAUUGAGGUGAAAAUUUAAUGCGGCGGCCGGAGCGGGAUUUUAAAAAUGCCUUUAAAUUCUGGAGCUCGGGUUAAAGGUGAGGUCACGGGCAAGCAGACAGCUUUUUCUCUUAAAAAACCUGUAAUAGCUUUUCUUUUUAAAAAUUUAACAGGAUUGCCAGCCCAGGUGGAGGGACAAUUAUUUAGGAUUGUCACACAUGGACGACAGUGUAUCCGUAGGAGAAGCGAAUGCGGCACGACGCGUAAACUUCCUUGUGAGAGCCGUGCAGGAAAUUACUGUGCAAUUGGACGCGGUGUCCUAGCAUUAGAUUUAUUAUCCACUUCCAAAUCAUCUGCCAAAAAUCCUUUCAAUCGGAAGGCAGGAAAGAACAUGUUAUAAAAAGACCUGGGAAAGGAUUCGUUUUGGCACGGGCGUUUUCAGGCUGGUAAUUGUCCAUGCCUGCAGUGUUUGGGUUUGGUCUCAGCACCGAGGUCAACGCUACUUAAACCAAGCGUGAUCCCCGUGCCAGGGUAUGGCACGGGGUGAGAUGUGCCAGCCUUGCAGGAUCAGGCUUGAAUACAACCCUGAAUGAUUCUUCCUUGCCCUGAGUCUCUUGCUCAGCAAUUGCUUUUAAUCCUGCAAGAUUAGGGGAAAGCCGUGCUGUGCAAGCUGGUACACUUUUCCCCCUUGGGGGACUUGUUCCUUGCUGGGUGGCAGGGUCACGGCCGCAUCCACGUGCGUGUGUGCAUUCCUCAGACUGGAUAUAUCUGUAUUUGUCAUUCCUGAAGUUUCUUUUCUCGAUGGUGGACUGAGAUGGUCGCGUUUCCCCGCCACGUACCUCGUUGCCCUCCUCACUGCGGGGCACUGCCUGUAUCCCACUGCACUUCUCCAGCUCCCACGUCCUUUCCAGGCUCCUUUCUUUCCAGCUGGAUGCCUGCAAAGGUGGAUCUACAUCCCUAUCACCUGUAUGCACAACCUUGCUUUUUGCAUGUUAAAUCCAUGGCAGUAAUGGAAAUAAGUGACCUGAGUUUGUAGCUCUGUUUUUACUCCUGGGAUAUUAGUGCUGGAAAGCCAUCUCCCUUGUGCUUGGUCUCUGAUGAGAAACAUGUCUGCAGCUGUACCUGCAGCAUCCCCAGCAUAUCCUGCCAGCUCCAGCAAGUCAAUACUUUUGACUUGAAAAGAUCUUUCUCCAUAAAAAGGAUCCACACCCACCUUGGGCACACCAGAUGUUGCCUUGUGAAACACUUGGUGGCAAUGCAUGCAGGGCCUGGUGAACCAGUUUGCUGUUCUGUGACCUUUUUUUGGGGUGCCUGCUGAAACACAGUGACAACUGGAGGUUCUGCUUUCCCCCCUUCUCAUUCGUCACUUUUCUUUUGGGAGAAAACACCCUAUUUUUGCCACUGCUGAGCUGCCAAGGGAAGGGGGCAGGAGGGCACUGCUGGAACACGUCCCUGCUUUCAAGAGCCGCUUCCAGCCCAGGGUGAGGACUGGGACCAGCACAGUCCUUGGCAGGGAGAUUUCCUGCACUCUCUUUCCAGUGAGAUUUCCUGCACCCUGUUCCCAGCAAGCGGAGCCAUUGCUUUUCUAGCACGAGUGUAAAGGUAGGGCUGGGUGAUGGAGCAGUUGGUGGGA
Messenger RNA from Parus major (Great Tit), 14420 nucleotides. RefSeq names its product purine rich element binding protein G (gene PURG). The transcript is spliced from 2 exons. The record is from RefSeq and is a predicted model, not a curated record. Gene Ontology annotation, cellular component: nucleus. The coding region runs from base 200 to 1177 and encodes 325 amino acids. Gene Ontology annotation, biological process: regulation of transcription by RNA polymerase II. Lineage: Eukaryota; Metazoa; Chordata; Aves; Passeriformes; Paridae. Gene Ontology annotation, molecular function: RNA polymerase II transcription regulatory region sequence-specific DNA binding; purine-rich negative regulatory element binding; DNA-binding transcription factor activity, RNA polymerase II-specific.